UGGAGGUGUUUAUAAAUGGGUUCCCGCUACGGAGCUUGUUCUUCAAUUUCAUUACUCAACCGAAAUAGUUUUCUUCUCCUAAUUUUCUCUUCUGUUUUUCAAAAAUGGAAGAUCAACUGAACAGAGAACUCGACCUUCUACCAUCGCCACGCACCGAUUCAUCUCUUCUCCGACUCCGAUCAUCCUCGUCGUCAAAAUCCGAACGCGGCGGUCCGUCACUCGACCUACAGCUCUCAAUCAGCGUCGGUCCACCGUCCAUGCUGAUGUGCGAAGGAGUGGAAGCACUGAAGUGGGAAGCCGCGGAGCAAAUCCGGCUAGCGGCGAUGGAAAAGGCGUACGCCGAGAGAGUAAGGGAACUGACACGGCGGGAGAUGGAAAUGGCGCAGUCAGAGUUCGCACGUGCGAGACAAAUGUGGGAGCGUGCCAGAGAAGAAGUUGAAAAAGCCGAAAGGAUCAAAGAAAGAGCAACGAGACAGGUUGAUUCCGCGUGCAUGGAGAUCACGUGUCAUUCCUGUAGGCAAAGAUUCAGACCUGCUUCAGCUUGAACUCCAUUUUCAUAGCUUCGUUCAACUUCAACCUUCCUUUCCCUCUUUCGAUUCUCUUAACACAUCUUUGUUUAGAAAACAAUAACUCGAUCAAUAUUUUAAUUAAUUAACACGUUUUCCCUUAAACCAUGGUUUGUGUGAGAUUAGUUAAUUAAUCAUGCGAUUGAGUUAGUUAAUCAUAAUUUAUAAGUACCGUGUUGUAUAUGUAAACGUUUUAUUUAAUUUGGUCCAUUAUGUGCUUUCCUACUUUGAUGUUA
Lathyrus oleraceus (garden pea) is the source of this 802-nucleotide messenger RNA. Its product is annotated as protein indeterminate-domain 16. Gene Ontology annotation, cellular component: nucleus. Gene Ontology annotation, biological process: gravitropism. NCBI's taxonomy places the organism in Eukaryota, Viridiplantae, Streptophyta, Magnoliopsida, Fabales, Fabaceae. Bases 105 to 545 code for a protein of 146 amino acids. The transcript has a single exon. The record is from RefSeq and is a predicted model, not a curated record.